Messenger RNA from Oncorhynchus nerka (sockeye salmon), 1831 nucleotides. RefSeq lists its product as uncharacterized. NCBI's taxonomy places the organism in Eukaryota, Metazoa, Chordata, Actinopteri, Salmoniformes, Salmonidae. Gene Ontology annotation, molecular function: DNA binding. The transcript has 2 exons. The record is from RefSeq and is a predicted model, not a curated record. The coding region runs from base 1 to 1761 and encodes 586 amino acids.
AUGGUAAAGAUUGAAAACCCCGAACCAGAUCUGCCUUCCCGUUUGGGUGGUAAAUUGGUACUCCAAAUGGGAAACGACUGGCACCCUACUACCUCCUCUCGCAUUUGUGGGAGGCACUUUGUUUUAAAAAAACCAAACCUACAUCCGGACCACCCUGAUUUUGCCCCAUCCCUCUUCCUUCGCCCAGAGGACGAUGCCUUGAGUCCGAACACAGCUCAGACAGAAGGGAAAAGAAACCUGCAGAGCUAUGACAGGGCAGGGAAGAAGAAGAAGUGUCUUGACCUUAGUGAGGUUGGAGGUGCUGACCUGAGGGACAGUUAUGUUGACACCACAGAAGAAACUGAAGAGCAGGACCUGGGCACCUGUGUAUCGUGUGAGGCCCUGAGGAAGUCCUUAAAUGAUUUGCAGUCCAGGCAUGAUGCUCUGCAAGUCGAAGCUGUCAAUCUCAGGGCGGAGAGAGACUUUUACAAAGAUAACACAUCUCAAUCCUCUCUCUUUGUUGACACCUUUACAGACGGAGACAAUCAAAUGCAUACCGUGAGAGACGUGCCAAGCAUGGCUAAACCAAAUGGUAUGAACCAACAAUGUACUGGGAUGGUUGAGGAGCCAUGUCUUAUGGAGGUUGAGGGGUCAUGUUCUGUGAAGGUUGAGGAGCUUUGUCCUGUGAAGGUUGAGGGGGACUAUGAUCAAGUGUUGAUUAAGGAAGAGGGACAACAGGUCCAAAUAGAACUUUGUAGCCCCUUGGCUAGUCAGGACAAAGUGACCCAUGUCUCCCAGGAUAAACCUACCCAGCAUAGCAACAUUAUGAAGGCCACCAGGCGACCAUGUCUGUUAGCUCAGCAUAAACCCAUCCAGAUAGUCAACACAAUGUCACUCACCGGGGUGGUAGCCCCCAGGCCCCCAAGUCAGGUAACCAAGGAUAAACCCAUCCAGCUUGCCAAAACCAACGACCAAUGUUCUGUGAAGGUUGAGGUGGACUAUGAUCAAAUGUCGAUUAAGGAAGCAGAGCAACAGGUCCAAAUAGAAAUCUGUAGCCCCUUGGCUAGUCAAGACAAAGUGACCAAUGUCUCUCGCAGGUUGCCAAUUCAUGUCCCCAAGGAUAAAACUAUCCAGCUUGCCAAAGCUGUAGUAGAAAGCCACCUAAUGACGAACCAUCUGCCUGGCAGCCAAACCACUGCUGAGGCUUUGCAGAAGACUCCUCUGUCAGCUCAAAGGAUACCUGUUGCAGGCAAACAAAUUCAGAGAAGCAUUACACACACAGAGAGGGAUGAGUUGCUUUGGCUGGGCUACAUGAAGUGGAAUGUGCGUCUUCCUGCAAGCACAAUUAGAACCGCACACAAGUUUCAGACGCCUAGGGCAACAGUGCAAUACCUUCUACACGCGGUCUUCUCCCAAUGUGAACUCGCCACCAGCAAUCUCAAGGGCAUCCCUGCACUGGGCCUUAACAAACUGGACCCGGACAAACUUUCUGCCAUAAGACAGUUUGUCACCACCAAGUUUCGCCGUUUAGACAUGCGUCAAUGUGGUAAAGACUGGGUCAAGUGCCGGCGCCAGAUAACCAGCAUGCUCAGGAACAUUGGGAAGGAGGACAGGAAGACGAGGGGGCUCUCAGGAAACCUUUUUAUGAGAGAGAAGGUGUUAACGGAUCAGAGUUUACCCAGUCAGCCAUCGCCUCCCUCAUUCCCCUCGAUCUCCCAACAGCACACAGCUGCCUUCUACAACCCAACAGAAGAAGAAGAGAUCCUCUGUCUGGAGAGUUAGGUUACACAAUAUCUGUAAUGAUGUUUGCAUUUUCUUGUAAUAAACAGUUUGUUGGGAGUAAAAAAUAUAA